This is a messenger RNA of Musa acuminata subsp. malaccensis (wild Malaysian banana), 702 nucleotides long. Its product is annotated as small ribosomal subunit protein eS24z. NCBI's taxonomy places the organism in Eukaryota, Viridiplantae, Streptophyta, Magnoliopsida, Zingiberales, Musaceae. Gene Ontology annotation, molecular function: structural constituent of ribosome. Gene Ontology annotation, cellular component: ribosome. The record is from RefSeq and is a predicted model, not a curated record. Gene Ontology annotation, biological process: translation.
GUUUCGUAUGUCUCAGCCGCUUCGCCUUCUUCUUCUCCGUCGCCGCUCGCCGUAGACCGGAGCAGCAGAAAAUGGCGGAUACGAAGGCUGUCACCAUCCGGACCAGAAAGUUUAUGACCAAUCGCCUCCUCUACAGGAAGCAAUUCGUCAUCGACGUCCUUCACCCCGGAAGAGCCAAUGUCUCCAAGGCUGAGUUGAAAGAGAAACUGGCGAAGCUGUACGAAGUGAGGGAUCCCGACACGAUCUUUGUGUUCAAAUUCCGGACGCACUUUGGAGGAGGGAAGUCGACCGGCUUCGGUUUGAUCUACGACACCGUGGAGAACGCCAAGAAGUACGAGCCCAAGUAUCGGCUCAUUAGGAAUGGGCUUGCAAAAAAGGUAGAAAAAUCAAGGAAGCAGAUGAAGGAAAGGAAGAACAGGGCGAAGAAGGUCCGCGGUGUUAAGAAGACAAAGGCUGGAGAUGCUGCCAAGGCUGGAAAGAAGAAAUGAGGUAAUCAACUAGUCUCUUUUUUUUUUUCCACCUUGGUUUGGCUAGUGAACAUCACAUGCAAGGAUUUCUUUUUUGGUAAGAUACUUUUUUGAGUUGUCUCAGAAGGAUGAUUUGUUUGUUUGAUGUAAGAACAAAUGAUGUCAAGAGUUUCAUUUCCUCGAGGCCUCUAUUGAGGUCCAAUCAUAAUCUGGCUUUAAAAUUGAUUUUAGACCA